This is a messenger RNA of Brettanomyces nanus, 573 nucleotides long. RefSeq lists its product as uncharacterized. Bases 1 to 573 code for a protein of 190 amino acids. Gene Ontology annotation, biological process: mitochondrial respiratory chain complex I assembly. NCBI's taxonomy places the organism in Eukaryota, Fungi, Ascomycota, Pichiomycetes, Pichiales, Pichiaceae. The transcript has a single exon. Gene Ontology annotation, cellular component: mitochondrial inner membrane. The record is from RefSeq and is a predicted model, not a curated record.
AUGUUCGCCAAAUUAGCUACAGAACGGAUUUUCUCACGUAAUGUGAUCAACCGGUUUUCGACAUCGACAUCUGUAUACGGUGUGAGGGUGGGUAACCAAUUUAAAGGAGCAGAUGUAGGACACCACCUCAAUGAUUACGAUCUAUUUGCCACUUUGGAUAAACCCGAGAAUAAUAUUGAGAUGAUUUCGAAGGAUGCGGUGAUAUUCUCGAAUAUGAAGGUGAUAAAAUCACCGAAUAAGAAGAGGGAACCGAUUGGCGCACUACUAAUUAACAACCAGAUUCUAGAGGUAAAUCUAAAGAAGUGUCAUUUCACUAAUAAUGAUGUAGUGUUUCACAUGGAUGCAGAAUUAGGAGAGUUAUUUCGAAUAAUAUAUCCGAAGCCGGAGUUAUUGGUACUCGGAUUGGGCAAAAAGACAAGGCUUGUGUCCAAAGAGACCCGACAAUGCUUCAACAAGUUGGGUAUAAGAUUGGAGACCAGUGAUACCAGAUACUCUGCCCUUAACUAUGAUAUGUUGGCUACAGAGAGGACGCCCAUGCUUGUAGCAGCGCUAAUAUUACCACCAAAUUAUUAA